AUCAUUUCCUACCCUCUUCUCUUAGGAUUAAUAUUAAGGAAUUUUGUUGCUAAACACUUUCUAUAUAUAAUUAGAAUCAGCUUCUGCAGAUAUUUUUCAAGAUCUUUUUUAGAAUUAGCUUUCUUCAGAUAUAUUUGAUCUCUCUCCAUAUUAAUGCUUUUGCAAUGAAGAAUCCACACUUAUAAUUAUGUGUUUUUGCUUUAGCCAAUCGACCGGUUUCAAUUCAACCGCAGCAAAAGCUGAUGUAGGAGUGAUUCUUGAUCUUGAUACUACCUUUGGAAAGAUGUGUAGGACUUGCAUCUCGAUGGCUGUUGAAGAAUUCUACGCCAACCGCGAUCACACCACCAUGAUCGUGCCUCAUUUCCGGGAUUCGAAGAGUGAUGUUAUCGCUGCAGCUUAUGCUGGUACAUGAUUCAUAGUAUAAUCCAACUUGAUCAUAUAUACUUGGUUUGCAUAACCAAACUUAUGCAAUGGUGGAAUGAUUUUUAUAGCUAUAGAUCUAUUGAAGAACACUCAAGUGAUGGCGAUUCGGGCCACAAAACUCGAAUCAAGCCGACUUCGUGAUAAAUAUCGGCGACCGAGCAAAGGUUCCAAUCAUUUCACCAGCAAUGAGUGCAUCUCUUUCGCCUCAAGAUUCACCCUACUUUAUAAGAUCAGCAUGGCCUUCCUUUUCUCAAUCCAAAGCAAUCGCAGCAAUCGUAGAAAAGUAUAAUUGGUCGAAAGUCGUUUUCGUCUAUGAGGAUUCGGGUUUUGGGAGGGGUUUAGUCCCGUUCUUGGACGAGGCCAUGCUCGAGAGCAAUGCUCAUGUCUCGUUCCAAACUGCUAUUUCCCCUACAGCCACUGACGAUCAAAUCGGCCGCGAGCUAGACAAGUUGAUGAAGAUGCAGACGAGGGUGUUCGUCGUUGAUAUGCUUCCGGAUCUUGCAUCCCGGUUCUUCAAGUUGGCGAAAGAGGCCGGGAUGAUGGAGAAAGGAUAUGCUUGGAUUGUUUCUGAUCCGCUUGCUAGUCUCUUGGAUUUGAUGGAUUCGAAGACCGUGGAGGCGAUGCAAGGCCUAAUAGGUGUGAAGGCCCGCGUUCAAGAAUCCGAAGAAGUUACAAACUUCACGAAGAGAUAUAACAAGAGGUUUCGUGAGGAGAAUCCGGAAAUGGAUUUAGUAAAACUGAAUGUGUUUGGCCUCUGGGCUUAUCACAGCAUGGCAAUAAUAGCGGAUUCAAUCGAACGAGCUGGUGUGACAUCUCCGCGAUUCAAUAGAUCAGUCGAUGGGGGAAAUUCCACAGAUUUGGAGGCGAUAGGAACAUCAAAUACUGGAUCUUUACUCGUUGGUUUGAUGAAAAACUACGCGUUGAAAGGGUUGAGUGGAGAUUUCAACAUAAGUAACGGCCAACUGCAGCCGUCUGCGUUUGAGGUAGUGAAUAUACUUGGGGUGAGUGGUGUCACUGUCGGGUUUUGGUCUGAACGAUGCGGGCUUUUGAAGCCCGGAGAUAGGGAAGAUGGUUGCUCUAGUAAAACGGAAAACCUUGACCUCGUUGUGUGGCCAGGGAAGACAUGUGAAGCGCCUAAAGGGUGGGAGUUUCCGACAAGUGGGAAGAAGCUGAGGGUUGGAAUCCCGCCAAAAGGAGGGUUCCAUGAAUUCAUUGAUUUCGCGAAAAAUGUUUUCGAGGAGGUAUGGAAUAAGACGCCCUAUGCUGCGCAAAUCGAAUAUAUACAGAGUGAUGAUGGUGAAGAUUAUGAUGGUUUUAUCAAGCAGUUAGAUCUUAAGGUUGCUCAGGAUGAUAGGGAAGGGACCAACUAUCAGGAAAAAGACUCCACUGUUAUCAGAUCACCAAAGUCAGUUGUGAGUAAUGGGACCAAUAAAAUUACUACCGAGGUAAAUUCUUCAAACAAGGUUGAUUCUGAAGGCCAACUUGAUGCAAAGUCAACAGUUAAAGAUGAAUCUGAUGACCACGAUGCACAUGAACCUGUGAAGUUGGAAAGGUGCAGACCGAGGCAGAAAACCAUGAUACUCCAGAUAAAGAUGUACGUACUUCUCCAAUUGAAGUUAUACCUGUUGAAGCUGCUGAAUCUCUGGACAAAGGAGAGGACAGAAGUGUUGAGGCUGUCACUGAAGCAUCUCCUGCACAAAGUGGCAGCCACCCUGAUGAGAACCUAUCUGAAACAGAGGUUAAGGAAACAAAGGAAGAAAAGUUUGUUGAUGAAGAGAUGGUAUCCGUUGAUACUGCUCCUAUGAAAGCAUCUGAAGAAGAGUCCAUUUCAGAAGUAAAGAAGCAGCGGCGCUCAGGAAAGAAGCGAACCGAUGACUCGUCUGACAAGGACAAAGCAUUGACUGAAGAAGCUGUAUCAAAGAACGAUGAUGGCUGUGCAAGUGAUUCAGAAGCAAGAACUCUGGACCAGGCAGAAGAGCCGAAGGAUGCUAGUAAUAAGAAAGCGCAUGGAUCAGCAUUGAAGAAGCAGCAGCGCUCAAGAAAAAAGCGAACGGAUUGACUGAAGAAGUUGCAUCAAAGAACGAUGAUGGCUGCGCAAGUGAUUCAGAAGCAAGAACACUGGACCAGGCCGAAAAGCCUAAGGGUGCUAGUAAUAAGAAAGGGUAUGGGUCAGCAUUGAAGUAGCAGCAGCGCUCAGGAAAAAAGCAAACUGAUGACUCGUCUGACAAGGAUAAAGCAUUGACUGAAGAAGUGGCAUCAAAGAACAAUGCAAGUGAUUCAGAAGCAAGAACACUGGACCAGGCAGAAAAACCGAAGGAUGCUAGUAAUAAGGAAGAGUAUGGAUCAGCAUCGAAGAAGGAAGAUGUAAAAAAAGAGUGGGUGUGGCAAACCUACCUCUGAAAAAGAGACCCCAAAACCUUCAGCAAGGAAGAACCAGGGGAAAGACACAGUUACUCCGCGCAAAUCCCAGUCAAAACCCACAAACCAUGAAGGAGUUCAGGAAGAAACUCCAAGAACAAGCACCAAGAG
Molecule: messenger RNA, 2952 nt
Organism: Salvia splendens (bonfire salvia)
Lineage: Eukaryota; Viridiplantae; Streptophyta; Magnoliopsida; Lamiales; Lamiaceae
Product: glutamate receptor 2.1
Exons: 4
Coding region: 609-2228 (539 amino acids)
Source: RefSeq, a predicted model, not a curated record